Molecule: messenger RNA, 477 nt
Organism: Paramecium octaurelia
Lineage: Eukaryota; Ciliophora; Oligohymenophorea; Peniculida; Parameciidae
Source: the annotation of a GenBank genome assembly
UAUGGAUAUAAAAAUAUAAACUUAAAGCUCAACAUUCUUGAUUUAUAUUGAAAAUUUUACAAUUCAAGAUCUUAAAUGGAAACUAAAAAGGUUAGGAAUAGAGUUGAAAGACAUAGUGAUAUAGUAUAAUUUUGAAAGCAUAAGUUUAGUUUUUAUGAUAAUGAUGGUGACAAAAUUGUGAUUAUCGAUGACAAAGAUGUUGAGUAUGGCUAUCAAUAAGGAAACUUAAAAAUUAGAAAUAGAAUUAAAUUUUAUAUUUACUAUAAGCUAAAGCAACCUAGAAUAAACAUUAUAUAGAAUCAUAUAUAGGAUCACAAGGAAUUAACCAUAUCGGAUGGAAGUGAGUAGAUUCAAAAAUCGAAUAACUCGAUAAUCGAUCUGCCUUGUUUUCCUGGCGUUGAAAAAAGAGAAGACAGAUUGAAGCAAAUGAUAGAAAAUUACAUUGAUACUCUUUUACGUGAAUAGUAUGAAAUUUGA